AUGACUUACGAGUACAAGUUCGAGGGCUGGCUCGGCCACAGCGAAAAGGCCGCCCAGGGCCAGAUGGAAUGGGGCAUGUUCGAACCCAAAACAUGGACAGAGAACGACGUUGAUAUUCAAGUGACACACUGUGGUGUCUGUCUCACCGACAUCCAUGUCCUUAGGUCAGAUUGGAGUCCGACGCCAUACCCGUGCUGUGUGGGCCACGAGCUGGUUGGCAGAGCCGUCCGCAUUGGCCGCAACGUAAAGGGCAUCAACGUCGGCGACCGCGUCGGUGUCGGCCCACAGGCUCGCAGUUGUGAGCGCCCUGAUUGCUUCGAGUGCUCUUCUGGACAGCAGAACUACUGCAUUCGCGCUGUUGCCACGUAUGGCUCGGUCUACCCUGAUGGUGAGGGGAAGUCCUUCGGAGGGUUUGGCCACUAUAAUCGAACCAACGGCAACUUUGUGUUCAAGAUCCCCGACGGGCUAUCGUCCGAAGAUGCAGCUCCAAUGCUAUGCGCCGGCCUCACCAUGUACACACCACUGAAGAAGUAUGGAUGUGGACCCGGUAAGAGGGUCGGAAUCGUCGGGCUUGGUGGAUUGGGCCAUUUCGGUCUCUUGUUUGCGAGAGCGCUUGAGGCCGACCAGGUGGUCGCCCUCUCGCGGAAGUCGACCAAGCGGCAAGAUGCAUUUGCUCUUGGAGCUCACAAAUUCAUUGCGACAGAAGAAGAUGCCAGCUGGACCGUUGAACAUCGCCGUUCUCUAGACUUUAUGAUUCUGACUGCUUCGAGUCCCGAUUUGCCUGUCACCCAAUAUCUGGAACUGCUCAAAUGUGGCGGCACUCUCAUUCAGCUUGGGGCUCAUGCCGGUGGCCAGUUCCCUUCGUUCAGCGCCUUGACGCUCUUGUUCAAUGGCUUAAGCAUUGCCGGCUCCAUCACUGGCUCUCCCGCGGAGAUGAGGGAGAUGCUGGAUUUCGCAGCGGAGAAGAACAUCAAGCCGUGGAUUCAAAAGCUGCCUUUGGAGAAUGCCAACCAGGCUUUAGUGGAUUCGGAGGCUGCUUGCGACUUAUGUUUCGUCAAAAAGAUCAAAUGUGACAUGUCCGAGCCUCAAUGCUCCAACUGCAAGAUUUACAGCACAGAAUGCUGCCGGAGCGUAUCGAGACCAAGGGCCAAAUUGCCUAAGCCAAGACCUGCUUCUGCAAAUGUAUCUUUUGUGAACUCGGCCAUCGAGACUUCAAUGAAUCCACCAUGCGACAAGAACAAUGCUGUCGCAGGAUGCCAGGACCAGCUACGCGAGAUACCCGCAUUACUCGGGGAUGACUCGCACAGCAAUGGCUGCGCUGCCACCGAUCAGCCGGGGAAAAGCCAGCCAUGGACAUUCAACCCCAUCAGUCCGAGUUUGUUUUGUGGCCCUCCCGAUAAACACCUAUCUUUACCGCCGCUGGACGAAAUCUUACCGAUGAUUGACCACUACUUCAGAAGCCAUAACUCGUCGAUCCCUCUUUUCAACCAGACCUCGUUUAUGAGAAUGGUGACUGGAUUUUUCGGUCUUGAUUCCAAACGCGACACGGCGUCAUGGGCGGCGAUUCUCGUGGUGGUAGGUCUGGGUUCGCAGUCACUUAUACCCGGGCAUGAGUCCCGUCUCGGGCCCAUCGAAAGGAAACGUUGGAUCGACUACUGCAUGUGCAAGGCGCAAUCGGCAGUGUUUGAGCUCGCAAUGAGAGAUUCAGACUUGCUCGGGAUCCAGGUGCUGGUGGCGCUGGCCAUGUUAUUCCGCAAUGCCUUCGACAUAAGGCCCUCGGCCAUUCUCCUUGGGAUGGCUGUGAGGUUAUCGCAUCGAUUGCAGCUGCAUUCCCACGAUGCGGCGCGAUACUUCACAGCCGACGAGCUUAUGGAGAGAUCAAAUGUGUUCUGGGUAACCUACAUGCUCGACAAGGACCUCUGUCUCAAGACCAAAGCACCUUACUUGAUCUCCGACUCCGACAUCAACAUUACAAUGCCACCCAGCGCACCCCUGGACAAAUCUGGAAUCAUCCGAACGAAGGACGACGACCUCGACCUCGACCAGUUCAACAUAUUCCGGCAGCGCCUGGAACUCGCCCGCAACGAGGGCAAAGUCUACGACCUCCUUUACUCACGCCACGGCGUCAAACUCGAGACCCCUGAGCGGCGAAGCCGCGUGGAACGUCUUCAGAAAAUGCUAGACGAGUGGUACCAGCGCAUCCCGCCGUCCUUCAGGAUCGAAACCGCCUCCAGCAGCAGGGUGGGAGACGCGGAGCUGAUCCAAUUGACGCAUUUGUAUCAUAUCUACCUGUCAUGCUUGAUCGCUACACAUGGGGUCUGGAGCAGUGAGGCCGAAUGGAUCCGAAGGGUUGGGUCGCUGGGCAGGGCGGCGAUCGAAGACUUCGCGGCCGCCGUGUAUGGACCCAAGGUCACGAAAUGCACGCAGGCGCAGUGUCCGCCGCUUGUGCGCGCAUGGAAUCACUGUGUGGACAUCAGUCGGAAGACCAUAAAGCUAUUCCAAGACACCUCCCACCCGGAGUGUCUAAUCUGGCAAUGCAUCUGCGCACACUUCUCAGGCCUCGUCGUCCUUCUCGCAGACAUCUCCAACCCGGACUCGCCGCGCGGAUUCCAAGUCCAAGACCUGACGUUGGUGACGACGUCGCUCGAAAUUUAUGACCAGCAGUUCGAAGGUGUCCGUUCCACCAUAUACGAGUCGCUGAAAAUCAUCGUCGAGGACUUGCGUAUAAAUGCCGCAAAGGUCGUGGACAAGGUCCUUCUCGAGCCCUCUGAUGAGCAAGAAUCCACAGUCAGCACGACGGGUUGCAGAAGAGGAACAAAUAUGUUUCCCAACUACGACAUAUUGCCAGAAUUCGGUUAUCACGAAGAACAGGCGAUGGGAUUUGAGAUGUUUGAGAUGGACGGCGAUGCAGCUCACUACAUCCAAGACGACGGGAUGCUAUUAUACGUCAAUGAUUAG
Molecule: messenger RNA, 2958 nt
Organism: Fonsecaea multimorphosa CBS 102226
Lineage: Eukaryota; Fungi; Ascomycota; Eurotiomycetes; Chaetothyriales; Herpotrichiellaceae
Exons: 7
Coding region: 1-2958 (985 amino acids)
Biological process (GO): alcohol metabolic process; regulation of DNA-templated transcription; DNA-templated transcription
Molecular function (GO): zinc ion binding; DNA binding; DNA-binding transcription factor activity, RNA polymerase II-specific
Source: RefSeq, a predicted model, not a curated record